Molecule: messenger RNA, 750 nt
Organism: Hibiscus syriacus
Lineage: Eukaryota; Viridiplantae; Streptophyta; Magnoliopsida; Malvales; Malvaceae
Product: zinc finger protein 6-like
Exons: 1
Coding region: 15-581 (188 amino acids)
Biological process (GO): trichome differentiation; gibberellic acid mediated signaling pathway; cytokinin-activated signaling pathway
Cellular component (GO): nucleus
Molecular function (GO): DNA-binding transcription factor activity; transcription cis-regulatory region binding
Source: RefSeq, a predicted model, not a curated record
UUACUGCAUUUUAAAUGGCAGAGAGCUCAAUCCCAACCGGUUCAUAUUCGGCUGAUAUGGCACCAGAUAAACAAUCAUCACUCAAGCUGUUUGGUUUUUCACUUACCGAGCAAGAGCAAGAGCUUUUAGAGAAAGCUGAUGAUUUCGGAGAAAACAGGAAGUUCGAGUGUCCGUUUUGCCACCGAGUGUUUGCCAAUUCUCAAGCAUUAGGAGGCCAUCAAAAUGCGCACAAGAGAGAGCGUCAAAGAGCUAGGCAAGCCCAGUUUCAAAGCUAUCAAUGGUUCGUAGCAGCUGCGCCCGUUUUAAGCCCCCAUGCCGUAAGGUCGAUGGCGCCGAGGUUUCCCAGAGAGUUCACCAGAAACAGUGCCGGUAAACUUGUGCCACAACGGCCGGCUGGUUAUUGUCCAUCACGUCCACUGCUGCUUUCGUUGACUCCUUCUCAGAACCCUCCUCGAAUUCACAUACCGCAGCCAUUGCAUUUUACGAUGGAAGUGCCGGAUUCUAGUGAAGUUCCUAGCAAAUUGCCAGAGGGGGAGAUAGGCAUUGAUCUUCAUCUUAAGCUCUCCCCUUCCAGAUUUUAGAUCACAUAUUUAUGUUUAUGUAUGUAUGUACCAUGGAUAUGGAGUUUAAUUAAUCAAACUUUCGGAUUUAGUAUUUCUUCUCUGUGUGUUUAAAUUUGGUCGUGAAACAUCUUCAAUAGUUCUAAAGAGUUUGAUGUUUCAGAAGCGUCCCGUUGUUUGAGGCAUAGGA